This is a messenger RNA of Silurus meridionalis, 3053 nucleotides long. RefSeq names its product zyg-11 family member, cell cycle regulator (gene zyg11). Lineage: Eukaryota; Metazoa; Chordata; Actinopteri; Siluriformes; Siluridae. Gene Ontology annotation, cellular component: Cul2-RING ubiquitin ligase complex. The record is from RefSeq and is a predicted model, not a curated record. Gene Ontology annotation, molecular function: protein binding.
GCGCCCUCUAUGGUCACAACAUACGAUGGUCACAGAUUCUGGUGUAACAUCGGCCUCUGUCCAACUGCGAUUUGUUUCCUACGUUAUGACCUUGUUUACUUGUCGAGGCAAAGCCUAUCGAGCAGAAUUGCAAAGAAAAACAAAAAAACAGGGGGAAGGAAAUUAACUGGUUCCUGUUUGAAUAUCAUGCACCUGGCAGCGAAGGUGGGGAGAAAUGUUUUUGCUGGAGAGAAGAUGGCGCUUCUUGAUGAUCAUCCGAGAACUAUGUAAAGCCGUGGUGUCCAUGGAAGCCGAGCGCUAGUUAGGAUCAUCAACAUCGCUAGUUAGGAAAUCGUUUCGGAUUGUAUUUGGUGUUUUUGGACCACAGACGUGCUGCAUCACGAUGGAUGAGGCAUCCCCAGCGUCACUGACCGACAUGUGCCUGUCACUGGUGAGCUCCAGACUGGAUCGGUUCUGCGUGAAGCAGGGCGACGGCUCGCUUUGUCUCCGUGAUCUUGUGGUCUUCCCUCAGGAGUUGGCUGACCAGCUGCUCUGCAAUAUGGCCACAGAGGGGCUGCUGAACGACAGUACGGUGGGGAUUUUCCGUAACAGCCGGCAGCUCCGGUUGCGUCGCGCCUGCAUCCGUACCGCUCGCAUCUCAGCAGAGGCGUUCGAGCGCGCCCUGUGCCUGCACCGCCUGCUGGAGCUCGACGCCUCGCAUGUCAACGCAGACCUCACCAUCACUGAUAUCCUGUGCUGCCUGUCGGCUAGCAAGGCCGCACGCGAGAGCCUGCAGCGCCUCGUGCUCAACGGCCUGAGCAUGUCCUCGCUGGAGGAGUCGAGCGGCCGAUGCUUCAGCUCGUUGCAGGGCCUCCGAGCGCUCAGUGUGUCCAACGUGGACUUCUAUGACUCAGGGCUGGUUGAUGUGUGCUCACUGCCCCGUCUGGAAAGCCUGGACAUCUCGAACACAUCAGUAACCAACCUGACCCCUCUGCUGACCUGCAAGGACAGGCUGCGCUACCUCACCAUGCACCAGCUCAAACGGCUGGAGAUGAGCUCGAAACAACUACUGGCCGUAAUCAGCCAGCUGGAGGGUCUGCAGCAUUUGGACAUCUCGGAUGACAAGCAGUUCAUGUCAGAUAUAGCCUGGCAGCUUCUGAAAACACCGGGCAUCCUGCCUGCUCUGGUGUCUCUGGACCUCUCGGGGCGAAAGCAGGUGGCAGACGCGGCCGUCCGGUCUUUUGUCGAUGAGCGGCCAGGAAUGACAUUUGUUGGCCUGCUCGCUACGAACGCCGGCUUCUCCGAGUUUCUGUCCGGAGAGGGAACCUUAAAGGUGACCGGGGAGGCCAAUGAGACUCAGAUCUGCGAGGCUCUGAGGCGCUACACUGAGAGGGAGGGCUUUGUCAGGGAGGCGCUCUUCCAUCUUUUCAAUCUCACAUACGUGAUGGAGAAAGCACGUCCCGACAUUCUCAAACUGGUAGCUUUAGGCAUGAAGAACCACCCCUCUACUCUGAACGUGCAGUUGGCAGCCAGCGCUUGUGUCUUCAACCUCACCAAGCAGGACCUAGCAAACGGGAUGCCUGUACGUCUCUUAGGUGAAGUCACACAGCUGCUGCUUGAGGCCAUGAACCUUCCCAAUCACCAACAGUUGCAGAAGAACUGCCUGCUGUCUCUGUGUAGUGACCGUAUUCUGCAGGAAGUUCCCUUCAAUAGGUUUGAAGCUGCUAAACUGGUCAUGCAGUGGCUAUGUAAUCAUGAAGAUCAAAAUAUGCAGAGGAUGGCAGUGGCAAUCAUAUCCAUCUUGGCUGCUAAGCUGUCUACUGAGCAAACAGCACAGUUGGGAGCAGAGCUAUAUAUAGUCAAGCAACUCCUGCACAUUGUGCGCCAAAAGACGUCUCAGGGCACAGUGGAUGCCACACUAAAGUUCACACUCAGUGCCCUGUGGAACUUAACAGACGAGUCACCUACUACCUGCAGGCAUUUUAUUGAAAACCAGGGCUUAGAGCUUUUCAUCAGCGUGCUAGAGUCUUUCCCUUCAGAGUCUUCCAUUCAGCAGAAGGUUCUUGGUUUACUGAACAACAUAGCCGAAGUGGGCGAGCUGCAUGCAGAGCUGAUGGUACAAAGCUUUCUGGAUCACAUCAGGUCUCUGUUGCACAGUCCUGAAGUGGAAGUCAGCUACUUUGCAGCGGGGAUCCUGGCUCACCUCACUUCACGGGGCGAGACAGUGUGGACUCUUGACCUGUCCCUCAGGACCACACUGCUGGAGCAGCUGCACUCAGCAAUCCUAAAAUGGCCCACGCCUGAAUGUGAAAUGGUGGCCUACAGAUCAUUUAACCCUUUCUUCCCCUUGCUGGAGUGCUUCCAGACUCCUGGGGUUCAGCUGUGGGCAGCCUGGGCCAUGCAGCAUGUGUGCAGCAAGAAUGCUGCACGCUACUGUAGCAUGCUCUUAGAAGAAGGAGGCCUGCAGCAUCUGGAGGCAGUAAGUUCACAUCCUGAGACUCACUGCGACGUGAGACGAUUGUCCGAGAGCAUUCUGGACAGCCUUCAUCGCCACCGAGCGCGUACAGGCUACACAAGAGCUACGCAAGCACACACACACCGAGAGAGAGACGUUCCAUGAGACGUGCAACCCAUUACCAGUCUCUAGAUGGCGUAUGGUGUUCUACCUGGAACCUGAUUCUUUGUAUUUGUUUGUGUGUCCAUGUGUGGCUUGUUUAAUGACAUGCUCCUCCAACCUCUUCACUUCCACCAACAAACCGGGGCAGUAGGGGGUAAAAUCUAACAAGCGUUUGUUUGCACAAUUCAGAUAAAUGUUUUUGUUUGUUUUCAUCAUUUCUCAGUUUAGAAAUCGAAAUGUCUAUUUUAUCCGUCUCUUUUGCCUAAGGGAAAAAAAUUGAUAAAGUGUGACAAGAACGAACGAGAAUCGCAUGACAGCAUGUUUUGCAUGUGCUGAGAGCGCACGCUUUAAUUCCUCUGGUUAUUCUCGAUAUGCACAGUUUCUCACUGGAUUCGAUUCCGGUUUUGACGGACUUCUCGUCCCUGUAAACACAUGGCAAUAAAUAUCUCAAACGGUA